AUGCAGCUGAUCAUCCUCUCGGCGCUGGUGGCGGCCGCAGUGGCCAGCACUGCUCCUGGCGACUACUCUAUCCCUAACUACAGCUACGGACAUAGCACCACCGACCCGCACUCUGGAAUAGACAACCACGUCCAGGAGACGCGUCUCGGACACCGCACCGAGGGCUCGUACUCGACGCUGCUUCCCGACGGCCGGAGGCAGAUCGUCACCUACUGGGUGGACGGCAACUCGGGCUACAACGCCAGGGUGACCUAUGAGGGCGUGGCGCACCAUCCGCCGGCGACGCGCGGUGGCGCUGUGCAAGGCGCAGUGGUACACGAUGCCGCUCAUGGUGCCGUUAGUGCAGGAGCAGGAGCGAUCCACGAAGGAGCGAUCCACGGAGGAGCGAUCCAUGGAGGAACGAUCCAGGGAGGAGCGAUCCAGGGCGGAGCGAUUCGCGGAGGAGCGAUCCGCGGAGCGUUUGGUGGAGUAGGACAAGGACAGCUGACUGGAGGCCCCGGAGUUGGAAACUUUGGGCACGGCGGUUAUGGAUACCAGGGGUAUGGACCCUAUGGACAGCAGGGAUAUCGGCCUUAUGGAUACCAGGGAUAUCGGUCUUAUGGAUACCAGGGAUAUCGUCCUUAUGGAUACCAGGGAUAUCGCCCUUAUGGAUACCAGGGAUAUAGACCCUAUGGUUUCCCCGAUUAUGGAUACCAGAGCUACGGUGGAAACGGAUAUCCUGGAUACGGAUAUCCCCAGCCGUAUUACGGGUAGAUGUCAUGCGCACUAGAAAAGUUACCGCUGGCUGAGGAAAGGCAAGAAUUGUAUCGCAAUUUCUUUGACUAAUCAGGGUGGCUAUUUUGACAAUUGACCUAGGAAAGGUCAGCUCUUGUAACGUAACGCUUUCACGAUUGCCUUGGAUAAGCCCAUUGUUGUAUCUGAUCGUACCAUUUUGUUAUAUUUUGUCAAGAAGUGUUGAAGGACUGACCUAAACUUUGAAAUGGUGGGUAAUAAAAUAUACUUC
Messenger RNA from Amphibalanus amphitrite, 1003 nucleotides. Its product is annotated as prisilkin-39-like. The record is from RefSeq and is a predicted model, not a curated record. Bases 1 to 753 code for a protein of 250 amino acids. Lineage: Eukaryota; Metazoa; Arthropoda; Thecostraca; Balanomorpha; Balanidae. Gene Ontology annotation, cellular component: extracellular matrix. The transcript has 2 exons.